AUGUUAAUCGAAGAAGUCAUUCGAACGAUUAUAGUACGAGAAUCUGAACAUGGACGAAUUAUAAGAGAGCGUAAGAAACGAUUAACAAUUCUACAAAAAGAACAAGAAGCUCUGAACACUGAAGAAGAACGUCGUUCUAAGCUUUACCAAGAAGCCAGUGAAACAGCCAAUCGUGCCGAAGUAAAUUAUGACAAAGCGUUGAAAGAAAUUCCAACUGGAUGGGAAGCUCUUGCAAAGGAAUUUCUUCGUGAACUUUCGAAAGUAGCUCAUACUGUUGCUAAAAGUGCCACGUCCUUGUUAACAUUUGGUAAAGGAAAUUCAAUGAUGCCAGGAAUCGCACCACUGCUAAUGUCUUCAAUGACGUCAGGAUAUCCCGCUAUGCCGAUGAAUGCCAUGGAAAAACGAUCGAUCGAUGAAAGUCCAACUGAAAAUGCUGAUGAUCGAUCUUCCUUUGCUUAUCAACAUACAAUUGAUAUGGCUGGUCGAUUUUCUAAUUCAUUGGCUCAAUUUGAACAAGUAGCAGAGAGUUCAGGUGGAAAUGUUACAGCAAUGGAUAGUUUAGCGGUUGUUUUCAAGUUAUUUCGAGAACAUAUCAGUGGACUAGGCGAGAAUGCUGCAAAGAAUAAUGUUCUACAAUUGAUACAACGUAGUGGAAAUAUUUUAAAAAGAGCAAUGGAAAACAGUAAAGAACAACAACCAAAUUAUCAAGUUGAAGAAGAAGUCUUAGAAGAAAUUCGAGACAUAUCGAAACGGAUGCGUCCAUAUCAAACUACAAGUCAAUUAUCGGAUCCAAUCGAUUCAAUCAACACACAGCGUCGUACUCAAGAAGAUUUAGAUGCAAGUUCUAAGAGAAACGAAGUAUUGAAAGCUCGUAUUGCUCAAAAACACUUGGCUGAAAUGAGAAAACGUCAAGAUAAAUAUGCUGAUGAUCUAACAAAAACAUUGGAAGAGAUUCGAGAAACAAACAGCAAAAUUCUUCAACUCGAUAUUACAAAUAUUGAUUAUGGAAAAAUCAUCGAGAUCCUCGAAGAAGCAGGUGAUCUUCGUUCAAAAUUGCAGCAAAAAUGGCAUAAAUUCGUCAUUUUCUUCAGCACUCUAUCGGAACAAAUCAAGAAUUUGAUUCGUCAUUCAUUACAAAGUUUUCUUGAUUCUGCUUCGAUUGAAGAAAUUAUGAAACGUCAUCAUCGAUUAAAAUUAAUUAAUCAAUUGAAAGAUGGAACAUUUAGUAUUCACAGUGAAUCUUAUAAAUACUUUGUUUUAUCACGAACUUAUUACGAGGUUUCCAGUUAA
Molecule: messenger RNA, 1290 nt
Organism: Rotaria sp. Silwood2
Lineage: Eukaryota; Metazoa; Rotifera; Eurotatoria; Philodinida; Philodinidae
Source: the annotation of a GenBank genome assembly